Molecule: messenger RNA, 330 nt
Organism: Suillus discolor
Lineage: Eukaryota; Fungi; Basidiomycota; Agaricomycetes; Boletales; Suillaceae
Exons: 1
Coding region: 1-330 (109 amino acids)
Source: RefSeq, a predicted model, not a curated record
AUGCCGAAAGCUGCAAUGUAUUGCACAGAAGGUCUCAAGGCCGAGAAACAUGAGGCACUGAUUCAAGAGGCUGUCACUGCUGUUCAUGAGAAGAGAUACCUCAGCAUUGCAAUGGCAUGUUGUAAACUUGGUCUCACUAAGUACUAUCACACUGUGAACCAGCAUUUUCUUGGCAAGAUGAAGCCACAUGUGAAAGCCCAUAUGUGCCAGCAGCUCCUCAAUAGCUUGCAAGAGAAAGUUCUACAAAACUGGAUCAAGUGGCUCAGAGCCACUGGUAUACCACUCUCUAAGUGUACCAUUGCACCGAAAGUCGAACAGCUCUGUGGAUAA